AUGAAAAUGCUCUCCAGCCUUCCUGGCGUCAAACUUGGCCUGAUGGUUGGUAUCGGCGGCGUCAUUCCGAGUCAAAAAAAUGACAUUCGGCUCGGGGAUAUUGUUGUUGGGACCCUCAAUAGCGAAAACCAUAGUGACCAGGAGAACUUUGACAACUGUAACGAAGGAAAUGAGGAGAUACUUCUAGAACGGCCCGACGAAGAGCCAUGCAUUCACUACGGCGGCAUUGUUUCUGGGAACUCUGUAAUAAGAAAUACAGUAAUGCGCGAUUUGCUGGCGCAGAGCUGUCUUUGCUUUGAAAUGAAAACUGCUGGGUUGAUGAAUUAUUCUCCUUGUCUUGUCAUCUGGGGAAUCUGGGACUUGUGCGAUAUGCACAAAAAUGACCGUUAG
Messenger RNA from Paracoccidioides brasiliensis Pb18, 390 nucleotides. RefSeq lists its product as uncharacterized. The coding region runs from base 1 to 390 and encodes 129 amino acids. The record is from RefSeq and is a predicted model, not a curated record. Gene Ontology annotation, biological process: nucleoside metabolic process. The transcript has 2 exons. Gene Ontology annotation, molecular function: catalytic activity.